Molecule: messenger RNA, 901 nt
Organism: Equus quagga
Lineage: Eukaryota; Metazoa; Chordata; Mammalia; Perissodactyla; Equidae
Gene: CBX5
Product: chromobox 5
Exons: 5
Coding region: 197-772 (191 amino acids)
Biological process (GO): negative regulation of transcription by RNA polymerase II; chromatin organization
Cellular component (GO): pericentric heterochromatin; nucleus
Molecular function (GO): chromatin binding
Source: RefSeq, a predicted model, not a curated record
CCGGUUCCAGGAUUGGUCGCGCAGGCGCAGGGAAGGAUCCGUUUUGGCGGGCGGUUGGCGUUGCGCAGAAGGUGGCGGCAGCAGUGGCUUGUGGUCCGGCUUCACCACAGACGAACAGGGAAGACGUUUGCGUGAGUGAUCGGUCUCUAUCCCGGGAACCCGGUGGCCUUAGUCUUCAGGUGGAACAGCGUGCGACAUGGGAAAGAAAACCAAGCGGACAGCUGACAGUUCUUCUUCAGAGGAUGAGGAGGAGUAUGUUGUGGAGAAGGUGCUAGACAGGCGCGUGGUUAAGGGGCAAGUGGAAUACCUACUGAAGUGGAAAGGUUUUUCUGAGGAGCACAAUACUUGGGAACCUGAGAAAAAUUUGGAUUGCCCUGAGCUAAUUUCUGAGUUUAUGAAAAAGUAUAAGAAGAUGAAGGAGGGUGAAAAUAACAAACCCAGAGAGAAGUCAGAAAGUAACAAGAGGAAAUCCAAUUUCUCAAACAGUGCUGAUGAUAUCAAAUCUAAAAAAAAGAGAGAGCAGAGCAAUGAUAUCGCUCGAGGCUUUGAGAGAGGACUGGAACCAGAAAAGAUCAUUGGGGCAACAGAUUCCUGUGGUGAUUUAAUGUUCCUAAUGAAAUGGAAAGACACAGAUGAAGCCGACCUGGUUCUUGCAAAAGAAGCUAACGUCAAAUGUCCACAGAUUGUGAUAGCCUUUUAUGAAGAGAGACUGACAUGGCAUGCAUAUCCUGAGGACGCGGAAAACAAAGAGAAAGAAACAGCAAAGAGCUAAAGGAGGGGGUGGUCUCUGUCAUUUCUCUUUGUACAUAAUACAUUGACCUCCCAACCUCCUCUCCCUUCAACCCACCCCCUUCUAUCCUAAACACAUCCAUAAAAAAUGUGCUUAUCACUGUGCUCCACA